AAUUAAUGAAAAAUCUUUUGUUCAAAUCACUUGUGAGAUUCUCAUAAGUUAAAAAUAGUUAAUACUUUGUAGAAUUAGAAAACUAAUAUGGAUGUCAUAAUUAUCAUCCAUUACCAGUAGUGAUUGCAAAAGGAAAAGGAAUAUAUGUUUGGGAUUAAGAAGGAAAUAAGUAUAUGGAUUUUUUAGCAGCAUAUUCAGCUGUUAAUUAAGGACAUUGUCAUGAAAAGAUAUAUUAAGAAUUAAUUAAAUAAGCAUCUUAAUUAACUUUGACAUCAAGAGCGUAAGAUAAAAAUAUAUAUAAUUAGAUUUUAUAACAAUAAAUUAGGGGAAGCUGAGAAAUAUAUAACAUAAUUAUUUAAAUAUGAUAAAGUGUUAUUUAUGAAUUCAGGAGUGGAAGCAGGUGAAUCAGCAAUUAAAUUUGCUAGAAGAUGGGCAUAUAAUAUAAAAAAGGUUCCCGAAAAUUAAGCAAGAGUAUUAUUUGCAAAUGGAAAUUUUUGGGGUAGAACUAUAGCUGCAUGUGGUAGUAGUGAUGAUCCUGAAAGAUAUUAAAGAUUUGGACCUUUUGGUGGUUUAAAUUUUGAUCUUGUAGAUUAUAAUAAGUAACAUAUAUUAUCUAUAUAGUAUUAAUGCAAUUGAAACUAAAUUUAAAGAAAAUCCAAAUUAUGCUGCCAUAUUUUUUGAAGCAAUAUAAGGUGAAAAUGGAGUGAUAAUUCCUGAUUCUAAUUAUUUGAAAUAAGUAAGAUCAUUAUGUGAUAAAUAUAAUGUUUUAAUGAUUGUAGAUGAAAUUUAAACAGGUUUAGGUAGAACAGGAAAAAUGUUAGCUGUUGAACAUGUAUAAAUAAUUAAUUAUUUAAUAGGAAAAUGUUAGACCUGAUAUGGUAUUAUUAGGUAAAGCUUUAUCAGGAGGAUUUUAUCCUAUUUCUGCUGUUUUAGCUGACGAUUAAAUUAUGUUAUAAAUUAAACCAGGUGAACAUGGAUCUACAUAUGGUGGUAAUCCUUUAGCUGCUAGUCUUUGUAUUAAAGCAUUAGAAGUUUUAAAAGAAGAAAAAAUGAUUGAAAAUGCUCAUAAUCUAGGAAAAGUUAUGGAAAAAAGAUUAAAUGAAUUGAAGAAAUUUAAUAAUGUUACUUAAAUUAGAAAUAGAGGAUUAAUGGGAGCCAUUCAAUUCUAAGAUGGAAAAGGGGAUGUUGCAUGGAAUUUCUGUCUUUAAUUAGCUAAAUAAGGAUUACUUUGUAAACCUACUCAUAAAACUAUUAUGAGGUAUUUAUUUUAUAGAAUAUUUUAGAUUAACUCCACCUUUAAUAAUUAAUGAAGCUGAACUUAAUUCUGCUUUUGAUAUAAUUGAGAAUGUAUUAAAAUCAAUUUGAAUUAUGAG
Messenger RNA from Paramecium sonneborni, 1373 nucleotides. Lineage: Eukaryota; Ciliophora; Oligohymenophorea; Peniculida; Parameciidae. The record is from the annotation of a GenBank genome assembly.